GGCGGUGAAUUGGGACAAUUUUCGCACACGGCGCUCGUCUUGCCAUUUACUUUAGAGAUUAUGAAGGAAAAAUUUCAAUGCUCACGAGAGAAUUGGAGUUUUUCUGCUCGUGCUUGUCUUUCUGCAAAAAUAAAGAUUGGCCUGACGCCAAGGUCAGAGAGGAGUUUGAAAUGUUUGAAAAUGUACACAAAUAUAGGCGAGAAAAUGUAAACACAUCUGCAAAAGUCGAUUUGAGGCAUCUUCGCCAGUGUGCAAUCCCACUGAGUUCCUCCAUUGAGAGAGCAUAAAUAUUUCAUCAGACACACUAUUGCACUCCACAGAUUAUAUCGCCCAGUCAUUUCAUACUAUGCAGCAUUAUGAGGAUGUAAACAGAAAGUGAAUUAACUUCCACACAGGCGUAUAGUGAAAAUAAUUGCAGUAGAACAGAAUUUUGCGGCAUUUCGACUCACACGAGAGUUUCUCCCCCUAAAAUCACAGCGCUUUGGAGCGCUGCCAGAAGUCAUAUAGUGUGAAAGAUGAACUCAAAUAAAUAAUUAUAAGCAUAAAUACACAUUCGAGCAAACGAAUUACUCGCAAAUUAAUGCAGAGCCAAGUGGAUGUGAGUGCGCGCUGACGGAAGGAAGUAUUGACAUUGCCAGCAUGUCUUCGGCAACCGCGAUGUCGUGGAGCAAGUGGAAUGGCGAGGAGAACAGUCUGAUUAAGCUGCGCCUCAAUAAGCCCCAAACGUGGAACUGGCAAUUGACCACGUCGAGAUCGUCGCCAAACAUUGCAUUUCCGCGCAUUCAGCUCUUCGACCAGAAUGGCCAACUUCUGGCGGACGCGAGCGAAGCUGAUUGUGUCCUCGGGAGCAAAGUGCCCAGCAGACGUCCGUCGAGUGCCAGGACAAAGUUACCGGAAGCAAUUGCGGAGUCCAAAUUGGAGGACUCACCCAGUGACACACAAUCAUACAACAAUCUUGUGCACUGCGACUCGCUCAAGAUAUCGCAUGUGCGCUCAAAGAGUCUGCACGAGGGGAGAACACGUCACAGGAGCAAGCAUGAGGAUGAGGAGCCCGAAAAGUUUCUCAGCUCGCUCGUGAGCCAACUGAAAAGGGAUGGAAUCAAUUACAAGAUCAGACGACGGAACAGCUAUGACGUGAAUACCAAGUUGAUGUGUGAGGACGGCUAUGAUGAGAGGCAGGAGAAAUGCGGGAAAUCAAUAAGUUGUAGCGAUUUAGAGAAAUCGGAAGCUGUGGCAAAUUGUUGUGUAGCAGAUGGCGGCGGGGAGCGAAUGAAUUAUGCGAUAGUAAAAAGUAAGAGCGCCGUAACGAUGCAAUUAGACGGCGGAGCGUCGGAGAGCAGGGAGAAGAGGAGGUACCGGCGAACGAAUAGUGUGAACUCGUUGAGGUUCUCCAAAUCCAUCCUCGAGAGAAUUAGUGAGUUCAAGAGGCGCUCCUCCUCCACAGACAGUCAAGAAUUCAAUGAGGACGCGGAGGAAGACGAUGAGAAUAGCGAGAGAGAUAAGCCAAAGUAUUUCCUUCGCACCAGCAAAGCCGGGACGCUUUUGGUGUGUGAGGAGAGCUUUCGCCAUCGCCGUGUGCGGAGACGUGGCAGGAGCUCAUCGAGCCGGGAAUUGGGAUGUGGCGGCGAGUCAACAAUGCCUGAGCCGAAGCGAUACAGCCAAGAGAAAGUCACCCACACCUUCGAGUAUGUGGGCGUUAAUGAGGGGACAAAAGUUUCCCCUGGGCCGGAAAUGAAUUCAAAAAGCCGAUAUGAGCGAGAGAUAGCAAAUAUCGACGGGCUAAUUGAAAAAGUAGUCGCCAAGGAGCGAGCGGAGAUGGAAAUCUGCCCGCCUGAACAAGGAUAUCCCAUUAAUGGAUGUGAAAAUCAGCGGGCCGAAGAACAAUCGGAUUAUAGAAGGAUACGAAGCUGCUCCAGGCAAAAAAGUGCAAAAGAUGAUAAAUUGAAGCAUGGAAUUCGACACCGACAACAUCGAAGUGUCAGUGCUGAUCGUGCGAACUAUCGCAGUGUGUAUCAGAGCCCGGAGGCGCUCUCAUCAUCUGAUGAGAGCAGUGACAGAGAUGAAUUGCACCGGCGGAGUCGCAGAUCCCGCAGGAAGCACACAAAGGACGAUGUUAGCAGCAGCAGAAGUGGCGAUCAACUGGUGGCCCUUAACAAGGUGUCGUUGGCUGGAAGUGAUCCAAACCCACCCAACCUCAUUAAUGAAUCAUCCGAUCAGGUAUUCUUGCGCCUUGUGCGACGCUUGGCAACACUACAGCCGCCGCAGAGGUUGAGUAACUCAGCAUCACAACUCUAUAAUGCUGGAGAAAUUGAGGCGAGUUCAGGCGAAAAUAGGAUCAGUGACAGUGGCGAAGUGUGCGCGAAAUUCCCCAGAGAACUAAACAAUAAUAGCUGUGAAGAAAGUGCACACAAUGAUGGUGUCGAGGGAAUCAGAGCGAAGGGAAGCUGGCAAGACUUUAGUGGGGGCGGUAAUAAUAUUAGUGCUGUCCAAUUAAUUAAUUGUGCGAGCACUAUUGGCGAAGGAAGUGAAAAGGAUAAAGUGGAUAGUGAAUCGACGUGUUACAGUGAAUCACAGGAGCUCGAGGAUCUUCGUACUAUGGGAUCCAAUGCGUCCCGGCAUUCGGGGAAAGGUUUAUCUGGGAGAAGGAGUCAGUCUUCAGGUAAUUUGUGCAAUGGAAAGCAUCAGGCAAACGGCACGCAUUAUCGCAGAAAUGGCCGCAAAGUGAAUCUCCGCUCAGAUGCAGAACCUCAAGAUUCCAAAGCCGCAACCGCAGCAAAUCAGCGAUGUGACGAAGACUGCUCGAGAAUCAAUUCGACGUCUGCACUGAGAAGUGAGGUACAUGCUAGGAUCGGAGAUGAUGCAGGCAAUAGUGGAGAAAUUGGAAAAUUAAUUGGCGUUAGCAUAAGCGACCGAAACAAAUUCUGUGGUAGCCUACCAAACCAUUUGGAUGUGGACGAUAUUGAGCCGGAUCCAAAAUUCUCAAAUGUACAAAAUCAAUACGUAACGUCAGCGGGAGUGCUCAAGUAUACAUUGGAAAAUAAUGGCACAAUGGACCAGGCGGAGUACGUGACUGUUGCCCCAAGAAAGCAGCCAUUCCAGCAGACUUCACAGGCCGAUCAACAAUUUCCGGCAAAACAAAGCUCACCCUACAACAGCAGCAGCGGCAAGGGAUCCAUCACAUCGUCGAGCAAUCUUGGCGGGAGUACGUUCAAAGCCAAUGUCGACAACAAACUGGAGCUGCAUCUGAAGAUGCCGACAAAUCGUGUCAACUUUGAUCCCAGCUGUGACCAGGGAUACGGAAGUGAGCGCUCGCCAGAGGACGAAAUGCCACCGCCCUUCAUCUCCGAGGAGGAUCACUGUGCGCUGCCCGCAAUGUCCUGCCAGUUGACGUACUGGUGCGAGCCUGGCGAGUUCAGAUACAGCAAUCUGGGAUACGCGUUUAUUACCAAAGACUGUACCUUCUCGGUGGAAAUCACCAAGGGACCUCGUGGCCUGGGUCUCUCCAUCUCGGGCGGGGCGGAAUCCAGUGCGGUGUUCCCUGGUCUGAUUCGCAUCAAAAGACUGUUUCCCCACCAGGCGGCCUGGGCAACUGGAAUGCUUCAGCCCGGUGACAUUCUCCUCGAGGCGAACGGCACUCCGCUCACGGGCUUAACCAAUUACGAAGCCCUGGAAGUAUUGCGAACUACACCCAACAAUAUACUGCUAAUUGUGUGUCGCCCCAGCGACGAACAGUACCGUAAAUUGUCUCCGCCGUCAGAGCCACCCAAGCCACCCCAAAGAACCAAUCUCCAUCCGGGCACUAGUCAACCCUUCUGCGAGCCGCUGUCGCCACUUCAAACUAAUUUCAAUGGGGUUAACGAUGUCCCACUGUCGCACAUGACACACGAAGAGGCUGUGAUUUUCCUCAGGCAAGCUGCGGAGACGGUGAAACUUCGUCUCUACCGAGAUGUCGCCCAGACUCCCGUAGCCGCCUUAUCGCCCACGAAUCCCGAGAAUAAAGACAUUUCAAAUUCAUUAAAAACGAAAGUUUAUUUAAGGCCAGAAGCCAUCAAUUUGCUGAGUGACUUGGCGCACAGGAAGCAGACACCUUGCGGCGGUGAUUCGAGUGGAUCAUCCAUGAAAUCGAGCACCACAUCACCACGUCGCCUGAGACGAUGUGCUAAGAGUAGUUUAUCGGGCAGCCAGACGCAAAGUGACUGCGGAUCAGCGCAUUAUGUGGUGUGCAGCCAAGCGACGUCGUCAUCUGUCUAUUCAGAUUCCGAAUCCACCCUCAGUCAGUCCUUCGCCAACGCGCGCUGCGCCCAGGGAUGCUGCAGCGACACGUACACCAUCCGAGAGGGCGACUCGGAGUCAGAGGCCGAUGUCGAGGGGCUGGAUGAGCGACAGGUGGCCAAUCGGCCGAACUUCCUGAACCUGGGCGCGGCGAGCCAGAGUGGCUGCACACCUGUGGUGUCGAGGAAGCCCAUGUUCCAAUUCACCGUGCCGUCCAAUGCGUACGAGCUGAACAACCUGGACAAUGAGCUCCUCGACGCGCCCAUCUACCAAAGUGGCGGCCAUCCGGCGGGCGAUGCUAGUCAAGACUUCACUAGUUUACCGUGCGAAACAUUUCUAGUAGCGUGUAAGACUGAAAGUGACCUUAGAGACAUCGUGGAGGCGAAUUUCAAUCAUCGAAAUCCCAUUUACCAAUCCGCACAAGUGCAGAUGAAUAGAGAGGAGACGGCAACGUCCUCAGCCGAGAACACUGACGAUGGCAUCAAGCAAGAUGGAACGAAAAGUUUGCUGAAAUGGAAGGGUGUAAUGUUUUCACCGGAAGGAGGGCUGGAGCAGAAGGAAGUGCCAGAGGCGAGCACAGAAAGUGAUUCCAUGGUCGCAUCUAAUCCCACCGAUCGUGAAAAUCUACUCAGAGGACUCAAUACAGAUGGAUACAAGAUGAUCACAGUUGAAUUGCACAGAGGUUGGAACAGUCGCCUGGGAUUCAGUCUCCAGACGGACAUUGAGACUAAGCGCGCCGCCAUCAGUGCAAUUUACUCAGAUAGCGUGGCUGCGAAGGACGGCAGACUCAAAGUCGGGGAUCAAAUUGUAAUGGUGAAUGACGAGCUUGUUACUAGUAUGCCAACGUCAGAGAUAAUAGACUUAUUGCGAAUUAUAAGGGGAUCCAUUUGCAUAGUCAUUCUGCGGAAACAGUAGUGCUGAACUGAUAGGUAAACAUAUGCGCGCAAUGGGAGAGAUCAAUUUUAACACGAUUCAAUUCAAAUUCCGGUAUACAGUAAAUCCAACAAUUGUGCAACAUAAAGUCUAACAAAUAAAUAUCCGAAAAUAUUGUGACUGUUUUUUCUACAUUAUAUUGCAUAUAUUUUAUGAGGGCAAAUAUUGGAAUAUUGAGAUGAAUUUUCGUGGUGUUACAGCAGCAGCGAUGAUAUUAAUUGUUGGCAAUUUCAUACCCGAUAUAAAAUAUUCACAAAUGUUUCACACGCGUCAUUUCAUUGAUUUUUGAGAUGGUGAAAAUGAUGGGGGUUUUCCUUUAAACAAAUUUAUUAUGUAUAUCUUUUUCAUAUCAAAAAUUCCAUUUUCAUGACAUAUUUCCAAUUAACAGUCAUUUCACGAAGCCAAUCUAAAUUAAAGGAUAUAUAUAGUAAAGUAAAAUGGCAUAAUUACGCGUUUUUUCUAAAAAAUAAAUAAAUAAAUAAAUAGCAAACACAGAUAGGAAUCAUAAGUAAAAUGUGUUGUUAUGAAAUUUUCUUAUAGGAAAUUUUCUAGAACUGUUCAAACGUAAUGAAAUGUGUAUCAGACAGAAAGGAAAACAUUUUGUAAAGAGUCAAUUUUUUCGAUUAUAAUGCAUUCGUUUAGUUUGAAAAUUACUCUGUGGUUAUGAAUGGAUGAUUUUUCUGUAUGUGUGAUUUUUGAGAUUGAAAUAAAAGUCUAUUAAAA
Phlebotomus argentipes is the source of this 5928-nucleotide messenger RNA. RefSeq lists its product as uncharacterized. The transcript has 13 exons. Lineage: Eukaryota; Metazoa; Arthropoda; Insecta; Diptera; Psychodidae. The record is from RefSeq and is a predicted model, not a curated record. Gene Ontology annotation, molecular function: protein binding. The coding region runs from base 640 to 5187 and encodes 1515 amino acids.